UUGCCUUCUGGACUGUGACGGGUCUCCACGUCCCACGCCGCGCCACUCCGUCGGUCUCCAGCCUCGUCAGCUCUACUCCAAAGGGCCCUGCACACCGGCCAUGUCGUCCUCCACCCGCGUAGCGCUGGUCACCGGGGCCAACAAGGGCCUCGGCUUUGCCAUCGUGCGUGACCUGUGUCGGCGGUUCCAGGGGGACGUGGUGCUCACAGCGCGGGACGAGGCGCGGGGUCGGGCGGCUGUGCAGCAGCUGCAGGUGGAGGGCCUGAGUCCCCGUUUCCACCAGCUGGACAUCACUGACCUGCAGAGCAUCCGCGCCCUGCGCGACUUCCUGCGCAAGGAGUACGGGGGCCUCGACGUGCUGGUCAACAACGCGGCCAUCGCCUUCGGGUUUAGUGAUCCCACGCCAACUCCAACUAAGGCAGAAGUGACCAUGAAAACAAAUUUUUUGGGGACCCGGGAUAUAUGCACAGAACUCCUGCCUCUAAUGAAACCCCAAGGCAGAGUGGUGAACAUGUCUAGUGGAUGGGGCUUCAAAGCUCUUGAAAGCUGCAGCCCUGAACUGCAGCAGAAAUUGAGAAGUGAGACCAUCGUGGAGGAGGAGCUGGUGGGGCUCAUGAACAAGUUUGUGGAAGACACAAAGAACGGGGUGCACAGGAAGGAGGGCUGGCCGGAUAAUAAUAUAUAUGGAGUGGCGAAAAUUGGCAUCACAGCCCUGUCCAGAAUCCAAGCCAGGAAACUGAGUGAGCAGAGAGGAGGAGACAAGAUCCUCCUGAAUGCCUGCUGCCCAGGGUGGGUGAGAACCGACAUGGGGGGAUCCAAAGCCCCCAAAAGCCUAGAAGAAGGAAUAGAGACCCCCGUGUACUUGGCCCUUCUGCCCUCGGAUGCCGAGGGGCCCCAUGGACAGUUUAUCCAUGAGAAAAAAGUUGCAAAAUGGCAAUUCAUGCCUGAGUUCUACCCAUAGGCCCCACUUGCUUACCUGUCCUGAUUAGACUAAGAAAACACAGUGUUCAAAAUAUCUCCUCAUAAAAAAUAUCAAGCAUACCUACCUCUAUGUAAAUUUCAAAGCCACUUUGAAAUGGCUACUGUUCUGUGAGAUCUUUUGUGAUUUCUUAUG
Molecule: messenger RNA, 1114 nt
Organism: Budorcas taxicolor (takin)
Lineage: Eukaryota; Metazoa; Chordata; Mammalia; Artiodactyla; Bovidae
Product: carbonyl reductase [NADPH] 1-like
Exons: 3
Coding region: 101-961 (286 amino acids)
Molecular function (GO): carbonyl reductase (NADPH) activity
Source: RefSeq, a predicted model, not a curated record